This is a messenger RNA of Boleophthalmus pectinirostris (great blue-spotted mudskipper), 461 nucleotides long. RefSeq lists its product as uncharacterized. The record is from RefSeq and is a predicted model, not a curated record. Bases 37 to 264 code for a protein of 75 amino acids. The transcript has a single exon. Lineage: Eukaryota; Metazoa; Chordata; Actinopteri; Gobiiformes; Gobiidae.
GACUGGUCUGUGGAGUUCCUUCUCUCUCGUUGGGGGAUGACCUGUGACCCGGUGUCCCUCGGGUCGUUCGGGGCCGACGGACCUGAACUCGCCGGGUCCCGUCUCCCCGGAAACCACAGCGUCCAGAUGAUGGUCAUCGCCCCUGACGACGGGAGGCGGUCUCCACGGCAACAGCCCCCCGACGACGGGACGCGGUCUCCACGGCAACAGCCCCCCGACGACGGGACGCGGUCUCCACGGCAACAGCCCCCCGACGACCGAUGAGACGGACACGGACUCGAGCUGCUCCUCCACCGACACGAACACCGUCCAGACUUUUAAAACCCGACGUGGUUCUGAUGAGAAAAGUUUUUCAAAAUAAGAAAACAAAAAACAAAAAAACCCAAAACCAAAAUGGAAAAAAAAACAGAUAAAGAUUUUUUUUUUUUCAGUUUUCAGUUUUUCACAUUUCACAUAAACUA